UUUAAACGUCGGUCUAGUCGAGUAACACCACUCACGGAAUGCACUGUUACUGAGUUGUGAUUUUUUUGUUUAGUAUUCCGUGGAAACAUGUCGUUGGUAGUGAAGCCUUUCGAGGGCGAGUACGGUAAAAAAUUUGAUGACUUAGUGGGUGUCAAAAACGCGUUAUACGAGUUCCCCGGAAAAUGCUUGUUACCGCCCUUUUUUGCCUCUGAUGCCAAAAGGAUUAUUGAUGCCCCCGUCAGGGAUGAUGAUGUUUGGCUGAUAAGUUUUCCCAGAACAGGUUCAACAUGGUGUCAAGAAAUGAUCUGGCUUAUAUCAAACAAUUUGGAUUUCGAAACCGCUCAAAAUACCCCCCAACAAUUCAGAGCACCUUUAAUUGAGAUGUCGACAGUUUUGUUCGAGUUCGCGGAAUCCAUAAAAGAUCUACUAUCGACAUCGAACGCCAUAGAUUUUGUGGAGAAUAUGCCUUCGCCUAGGUUUAUCAAAAGUCAUUUACCCUUGCAACUGUUGCCGUAUCAGUUGGAUAAGGUUAAACCUAAGGUUAUUUAUACGUUGAGGAAUCCUAAGGAUAUGUGUGUGUCGUAUUACCAUCACUGUCAGAUGUUUCAUAAUUUGUCCAUGCCUUUUGAGGUUUUUGCCGAUUUUUUUCUCAAUGAUGCACUACCUAUGGGUUCGGUGUGGAACCAUUAUUUAUCCUUCUGGAAUAAACGUCAUGAAACUAACGUCCUAGUGCUUAAAUACGAAGAAAUGAAGAAAAAUAUCAGAGGUACGCUACGUAAAAUUGCCGAUCACUUGGAAAAACCGUUGAGUGACAGUGACAUGGACCGACUCUGUGAGUUUUUAACCGUCAACAAAAUGAGGGAAAAUAAGGGUUGCAACCUACAGGAUUUCAUCGACAAAAAGAACGGGGAAAACUACUACAAACGCACUGGAGAGCAUUUUAUCAGAAAAGGCAUCGUUGGGGAUUGGAAAAAUUACAUGUCCCAUGAAUUGUCUGAAAGAUUUGAUAAAUGGAUUGAGGAGAAUACAAGGGGAACUGAUUUGACCUUCGAGGAAAUUUAAGAUGUUAUGUGUUAUGUUUUGUGUAUUUUUUGUUUUCUACCUCAUAAAUUUGUUUUUGUUUUUUAAUGAAUUGUUUUAUUGUUGUCUAUUUUUUUAAUAAAAGAUUUCUCAUGA
Molecule: messenger RNA, 1176 nt
Organism: Brassicogethes aeneus
Lineage: Eukaryota; Metazoa; Arthropoda; Insecta; Coleoptera; Nitidulidae
Source: the annotation of a GenBank genome assembly